AUGCGGAUGUUUAUAAGUGAGGCGCAUGCGAUUUUAUACGCGGCUCCAUCCCGAGGCUCUGCGUCGAAGUGUGCCGUUUUGCUGCCUUCGCUGCCUCGACUGCCGGCACCACUGCAGGCAGGCGGCCGUGUGAACUGGCCAUCAGUAUCUCGUUUGGCUUCUUCUCCUUCGAAUCCGCUCCACAUCACGAUCAUAAUGGCUAAGGGAAACAAUCCAAUAGAGGAAAAUACGACCCUGAUGAAUGGUAACAACAAGGCAGCCGACUAUGAUGAGUCCUUUUCCCGUUUUCUCUAUAACAAAGACAGAGGCACUGUGUUGGGCAGAACAGCGAAAUCAUGGUGUCAAAUUACCGUCUUCUAUAUAAUAUUUUACUCAUGCUUAGCAGCUUUCUGGAUCGCUUGCCUUGCGAUAUUUCUUAAUACGCUCGACUCAAAAGUGCCACGCUUUUAUGGUAAAGGCACCAUAAUCGGUAUCAACCCCGGAGUGGGCUAUCAGCCAUGGCUUAAAGAAAAUCCAGACUCGACUCUCAUAAAAUACAAUAUGAGGGAUGAACAGUCGUGGCAACCAUAUGUGAAGCAGUUGGAGGAGUACUUGAAGAAAUACAACGACAUUAAUGGUACGAGGGAAUGUGGUCCAGACGACAAUAAUAGUGAUCUCGUCAAUGACGGUGUUCUGCCAUGCCGCUUUGAAUUGACAAACUUCACAGCGGCCGGCUGUGGUCCAGACAAGCAGUACGGCUACGGAAGAGCUGGCAGUCCCUGCGUUGUUCUGUCGCUAAAUCGUUUGAUUGGAUGGCAGCCGGUAGACUACGCUCCAGAUUCCGUGCCUGAGAAUGUUAAGGGUCGCUACAGAAGUGGAUCUAUUGCGAUGUAUUGUGAUGGAGCUAACGAUCCCGAUAAGGAGCAUAUCGGCCGUCUGAAGUAUAUUCCAGAGCACGGAAUCGAUGGUAGAUAUUAUCCAUAUGUAUACGUCCCAAAUUAUCACCAGCCAAUUGCAAUGGUGAAAUUCGAAUCGUUGCCACGUAACAAACUCGUACUAGUGGAAUGUCGCGCAUACGCGCUCAACAUAGAGCACGACAUCACGUCGCGACUUGGUCUCGUACAUUUCGAGUUGUUCCUCGAGGACAAGGCUGUCGAAACGAAGCCAUCAUCAUUGUGA
This is a messenger RNA of Necator americanus (New World hookworm), 1158 nucleotides long. RefSeq lists its product as uncharacterized. NCBI's taxonomy places the organism in Eukaryota, Metazoa, Nematoda, Chromadorea, Rhabditida, Ancylostomatidae. The record is from RefSeq and is a predicted model, not a curated record. The coding region runs from base 1 to 1158 and encodes 385 amino acids. Gene Ontology annotation, biological process: intracellular potassium ion homeostasis; sodium ion export across plasma membrane; intracellular sodium ion homeostasis. The transcript is spliced from 11 exons. Gene Ontology annotation, molecular function: ATPase activator activity. Gene Ontology annotation, cellular component: sodium:potassium-exchanging ATPase complex.